Bubalus bubalis (water buffalo) is the source of this 4237-nucleotide messenger RNA. RefSeq names its product solute carrier family 45 member 3 (gene SLC45A3). Bases 1239 to 2891 code for a protein of 550 amino acids. Lineage: Eukaryota; Metazoa; Chordata; Mammalia; Artiodactyla; Bovidae. Gene Ontology annotation, molecular function: sucrose:proton symporter activity. Gene Ontology annotation, biological process: transmembrane transport. The record is from RefSeq and is a predicted model, not a curated record. Gene Ontology annotation, cellular component: membrane. The transcript has 5 exons.
AGUCUUAUUUCCUUUUGUACACAUUACUUCACCUGUCUGUGCCUCAGCUUCCUCCUCGGUAAGAUGAGGAUAGCAGUACCUGCCUCGCAGUAUUGUGAGGAUUAAACAAGCUGACGAUCUCAAGCUCUGAGCACAGCCACUGCAAAAACGUCAGCUGCUAUUGUUUGGUAGCGAUGGAGGCAGUCCUUGUGGCUCAUGCUCAGGAACCAAAGUUUCUUAGCAAGGGAAUUAUACCGUAUACAACUGUAUGUAAGCUGUAAAUGACACAGUUGCAGUUGAACUUGCCCGGUGCAAAGAACACAGCAGGACUUGACGUCCUGGUGUCUUCCCUGUCAGUACUGUGCAUGGCUUGUUUUUCGAUCAGUCCAGAAACCCCUGCCCUGCCUGUUUCCUCAAGUUGGAAGAAAGUGCCAUGAUAUGAUGAAGGUACAGUGCCUGGAAGGUUAAAUGCCUUCUAUGCAGAGAAGACUUUUUUUGUUCUGGUUUUUAGAGAAACUGUGCGAGAGGAGGGAGGGUUCUGAAGUUACUGUUCUGCUCUGUCCUCCCGCCCCAGCCCUGGGAACCCUUUGCUUUCUGGUGUCAGGAAGAAAAACCCAGCCUGGCUUUCUGUGUGGUAACAGUCCGGGGCCCUGUUUGCUGGAUAGCAAGGGUGAGGGCUGGACCAGUUGGUACCAGGCCCAGUGUCUUGCACGCUGAUGCCACUUGACUCCCAGCAGCAGAGCUGGAGCGUGGCGCUUUGUCCAGUGUGUUAAGUGUCCCUGCCUGGGGGCAGGGGCUGGUGACAGAGCCAUCACGGGAUCGUCCUGAUGGCUGACCAGAACUUCCUGUGGAAGCCCUUUUUGUGCUACACGGUCUGCGCUUCCUCCCCCACGGGAAGAAGUCCACAUUUUGCCACUGACCCUUAACGACUUGUGGGCCUUCUUGCUUCCGAUGUUGGAGACAAGCCUACCUCACCUGUUGGCCUUGGUUUCUGUGUCUGUAAUGGAGAUGAUUGUAUCCACCUUACAAGGUUACGGAUCGAGUGUUGACAUCUGUACCCUGCCGAGGCCCCCCACGAUGACAGGCGGUUAGCAUGGCUGAGAAACCAGACCUGCACAGUGGGCCCGCAGGAGUGGGUUUCUGGCUGAGUCCUCGGCGGUCGGUGGCAGCCAGGAGAGGCCUCGGCAUCUGCAGCGAGGCGGAGACGGAGCCAUUCUGGAGCGCGUGAGCGGGCCGGAGCCCCACUUGCCCGGUCCAGCAUGGUCCAGAGGCUGUGGGCAAGCCGCCUGCUGCGGCAUCGGAAGGCCCAGCUCCUGCUGGUCAACCUGCUGACCUUCGGCCUGGAGGUGUGCCUGGCGGCGGGCAUCACCUACGUGCCACCCCUGCUGCUGGAAGUGGGGGUGGAGGAGAAAUUCAUGACCAUGGUGCUGGGCAUCGGUCCGGUGCUGGGUCUGGUCUCGGUCCCGCUGCUUGGCUCGGCCAGUGACCACUGGCGCGGGCGCUACGGCCGCCGGAGGCCCUUCAUCUGGGCCCUGUCCCUGGGCGUCCUGCUGAGCCUCUUCCUCAUCCCGAGGGCCAGCCGGCUGGCGGGGCUGCUGUGCCCGGACGCCAGGCCGCUGGAGCUGGCGCUGCUGAUCCUGGGCGUGGGGCUGCUGGCCUUCUGCGGCCAGCUGUGCUUCACGCCCCUGGAGGCCCUGCUCUCCGACCUCUUCCGGGACCCGGACCACUGUCGCCAGGCCUUCUCCGUCUACGCCUUCAUGAUCGGCCUCGGGGGCUGUCUAGGCUACCUCCUGCCUGCCAUCGACUGGGAUGGCAGCGCCCUGGCACCCUACCUGGGCACCCAGGAGGAGUGCCUCUUUGGGCUGCUCGCUCUCAUCUUCCUCACCUGCGUGGCGGCCACGGCGUUCGUGGCCGAGGAAGCAGCCCUGGGCCCAGCCGAGCCUGAGGAAGGGCUCUCCGCCCCCUCAGUGCCACCCUGCUGCCCGGGCCGUGCCCGCCUGGCCCUGCGGAGCCUGGGCGCCCUCUGUCCUCGGCUGCGCCGGCUCUGUUGCUGUACGCCCCGAGCCCUGCGCCAGCUCUUCGUGGCAGAGCUGUGCAGCUGGAUGGCGUUCAUGACGUUCACAUUAUUUUACACAGACUUCGUGGGCGAGGGGCUGUACCAGGGCGUGCCUGGGGCUGAGCCAGGCACAGAGGCCCGCAGACACUAUGAUGAAGGGGUCCGGAUGGGCAGCCUGGGGCUGUUCCUACAGUGCGCCAUCUCCCUGCUCUUCUCCCUGGUCAUGGACCGGCUGGUGCAGCGGUUCGGCACCCGGGCAGUCUACCUAGCCAGCGUGGUGGCCUUCCCCGUGGCGGCUGGCGCCACGUGCCUGUCCCGCAGCGUGGUGGUGGUGACCGCCUCGGCUGCCCUCACCGGCGUCACCUUCUCUGCCCUGCAGAUCCUGCCCUAUACGCUCGCCUCCCUCUACCACCGCGAGAAGCAGGUUUUCCUGCCCAAGUACCGAGGAGACGAUGGAGGCGGUGCCGGCGAGGACGGCGUGAUGACCAGCUUCUUGCCGGGCCCCAAGGCUGCAUCCCCUUUCCCCCACGGACACGGGGGGCCUGGCGGCCUGCUGGCAGCCCCGCCCGCUCUCUGCGGGGCCUCCGCCUGCGACGGCUCCGUGCGCACUGCCGUGGCUGAGCCGCCGGAGGCCAGGGCAAUUCCGGGCCGCGGCAUCUGCCUAGACCUGGCCAUUCUGGACAGCGCCUUCCUGCUGUCUCAGGUGGCCCCGUCUCUGUUUAUGGGCUUCAUCGUUCAGGUCAGCCAGUCCGUCACUGCCUACAUGGUCUCGGCGGCAGGCCUGGGUCUGGUUGCCAUUUACUUUGUCACGCAGGUAGUAUUUGACAAGAGUGAUUUGGCCAAAUACUCUGUGUAGGGUGCUCACCAGACACGGAGGGCGGAGGGCCUGCCUCCCGGGUCCGGCUCUCCCUGCUCAGCCUCCUGGGGCCGGGGCUGGCCUUGCCCUUUCUGCUGCUGCCAAAGUGGUUGGUGUGGCUCUCCGCUGCCUCCUGGUGGCAGCGAGGUGCUUCUUCCCUCCCACCUCUUUCCCUCCCAGCCCUAAGCCAGUCUUCAGGGCCGGCUGUCUUGGUAGCUCUUCAGAAGGCUUCAGUCUGGACUUCUUCAAGGGGAGAAGGGCAGGGCAUUUAAGUAAGUCCACGCACUGGAAUGCAGAACUCUGCCCAGGGAUCACCCAGGCUCAGGGUGGACAGCUAGAGUCCUGGUCAAGAUACACCCAGUGAAGGGAUUGGGGUAAAUCCCAAAUUUGAGUAAAUGCAACCACCUGUUCUAGCACCGAGGGCCUUUAUCCUGUAGGUUCUCCCAUCGUCGCUCCUGCGUGGGAGUUUCUACCGUGAGACUCUGCAGGAUUUGCAAGUACGAAAAGGACUUGGGGGGAGCAUGAUCCUGAGUGGUGAAGGCAAGCUGCCCCGCCCUCCAGCACCCCCUUUCUGCUAUUCCCCCUCUCCUACACUUAGGACUUUGCUUGCUGGCCCCUGUGGUGCCAUCACAGGGACCCUGGUCUUUAAAUAUUUAACUUAUUUAUUUAAGUAGAAGGAGAAUCAAGGUGUCUGGGAGUUGGGUAGGAUGAGAUCCUCGGCGACUAGGUCCCCUGAGAUGGUUGGUUAUUGGGUUGAGGGUUGCCAGAAUCUCCUUCUCCUGGAGGGAUUGGUCUGGCCCCAAACUGUCUAACCUUGACCUUGCAAACUCCACUCACCCCAACUGAUAUCCCAGCUCCUGGUACCCGAGGUGGGGAGGGCUGGGGAAUGUGAAGGGUGGGGCUCCAGGUCUCAGCAGCCUCCCUAGCACCCCCCACCCCGUGACCCUGCCAGCCCCCAAACCCCCAGCCUAGGGGGGCCUAGGACUGGGACUAGGCCUCCAAGCCUAGGACUUGGGCCUAGGACUGGGCCUCCAAGCCCACCUUUCCUCCCCCGCUCCACAGCCCCCUCCUUGGGGCUGUUUUGGGACCAGAAGCACAGAGUGUGGCUCCUUGAGCCUCUAUCCGUCUCAGCCCCCAGGGCAUAUCUGUGCUUAAGAACUCUAGCACAGAAACUCAGGAGCACCCCCUGCCUGGGCUAAGGAGGUCUUAUCUCUCUGGGGGUUUAAGUGCCGUUUGUAAUAAUGUCAUGUCUUAUUUAUUUAGCGGAGUAAAUAUUUUAUGCUGUAUGUGAGCAAUCAGAGUAUAAUGUUUAUGGUGAUGAAAUUAAAGCCUUCUUCUAUGUUUCA